Aspergillus sclerotioniger CBS 115572 is the source of this 534-nucleotide messenger RNA. RefSeq lists its product as uncharacterized. The transcript has a single exon. The coding region runs from base 1 to 534 and encodes 177 amino acids. The record is from RefSeq and is a predicted model, not a curated record. NCBI's taxonomy places the organism in Eukaryota, Fungi, Ascomycota, Eurotiomycetes, Eurotiales, Aspergillaceae.
AUGGACACCACGACCACAACCACAACCAACGCCACCAACCCGGACACCACCAUGACAAUCAACCCCAACUGCGACACCCCCAUCCCCAGCAUCGAAACCCCUCUCCAAGAACCCCCCCGCAUCUUCGCCCCCUCCCCUCGCCGCUCAACAUUCACCACCUUCAACCCCAACCCCCACCCCAUCCCACGCCCCGCCAUGUUCGACUUAACCUGGAACGCUUCCCUCCCAGAAGCAUCCAACAGCCCCCGUCCACUCCCUCCCCCCCGACCUCUCCCCCCCAAACCAUCCCACAGCGAAACCGAAUCUCACCUACCCUACAGCCCUUACGAAUCCUCACCCGGAGCUUCCUCCCACCACACUAAAAGCGACCUUGGUCCCGGUGUCCCGAAAUUCCAAUGCCAUUGGAUAGGAUGCACCUGUGUGGAGUGGUUUAAUGGGUAUACUCGGUUAUUCACGCAUAUUAAGAUGGAGCAUUUGAAUGGGGUCAAGUGUCCGCGUUGUCCGGGGUGUUUACGACGAGGUUGUGGUUGGUGA